Molecule: messenger RNA, 336 nt
Organism: Phytophthora sojae
Lineage: Eukaryota; Oomycota; Peronosporomycetes; Peronosporales; Peronosporaceae
Exons: 1
Coding region: 1-336 (111 amino acids)
Source: RefSeq, a predicted model, not a curated record
AUGCGCCUCGCUCAAGUUGUGGUCGUCAUCGCUGCUUCCUUCCUGGUUGCCACUGACGCUCUUUCGACCACGAACGCAAACCAGGCCAAGAUCAUCAAAGGAACGUCGCCCGGUGGCCACAGCCCACGACUUCUGAGGGCCUACCAACCUGAUGAUGAAGGCGAUUCCCCCGAAGAUAGGACGCUGUCGAAAGCUCAGGUGACAAAAAUCCUUAACAAACUAGGCAAAGAUGUCACCUGGGACCACGUCAUGCGGAACCCGGCUUUGUUCCAAAGAUACCAGAAGAAGGCUAACAAGAUCAUUGAGAAGCAAAAGGCAGCAGCGAAAAACGCGUAG